AUGUACGGUGUAAACAGCUGCGAAGAUGAACCUCUGGUAACGAGAGCUGGGGCGACAAAACAAGCUAAUAAACUGGUGUACUUAACAGGGGCUAUCCUUUUUGCAGCCUGUAUUAUAGCCUCUUUAGCUCUGGCUAUCACUGUAGCUGUUAUUUUUUACGAAAAUCGCGAUAACGAAUUGAAGAAUUCAACGGCAGUAAAUGCUGCGACGGGUAAGCCUUCUACUGAGUGUCAUAUCAGAGUUUUACAAUCUGGAACAUUGAUAUUUACUAAUUAUUUAUUUAAAUGAAGGACUCUAAAAGCCCCUUUCACGAUGACGUCAUUUUACUACGAGGCCUGCUAUAUGUAUUUACGACCAAAAAUCCUUUAAAGUUUUGCUUGAUUGUUCAAUUAAUAAAGGGGAGAAGUGUGACGUCGCAUUACCAUGGUAGCAAAAUUAUCUUUCUUGAAAGUGACGGCCAUUUCCAUUGUCGAGCAAUGAAAGAAAAGUGAAAGUCCAAAGUUUUGUUCCUGAGUGCAAUCAUGCACAGGAAAGUCAGGGGCACCCAACGACAAUUUUUGGAAAAUAUCUGUUCGAAAGACGAUUUGAGAUCUAGAAUUUUCGGAACAUUUGUCGUAAAAUUUCUUGCUUGCCUGCCUCUCCUAGGAUUUUCGAUCAUCUAAAAAAUGGUAGAACUACCCAUUUUUAACCGAUUUUUACCCUAAAAAGGUCACCUAGAAUUUUCGGGAGCCUUUUUUCGGGCUUUUUUCUUUUCUUUUUCUUUCUUUCUUCUUUUUUUUACCAUUUCUGGAUAUCAAAAUGGAUCUUAUUAUAUUUAUAUAUGAUGAAGGCGAGUCCCGAAACUAUUUUGUCAGGCUUGAAUUGUGCUUACAAUUCACUCAAACCGUGUAAGUUACGAGUGGACUAAAAGGAAUUUUCCCAGGGGAAAGUCGGCGAGGAUCUCGUUGGGGUAUCAAAUUAAUAGAAACUGUAUAUGCCAGUCUCACUUAGGAUAAUCAGAGGCCGGAAAUCAGUAUUUUUACCAUGAAGGUAUGGCAUAGGGUUGUGCGCAGGAAAAAUAUCUGCAUAAUUACAAAGAAAAAAAGCAGUUAUACUGCAGUGCCGGAAUGGGGUGUCCAGUCUGGGUUCAAACAAAACCAGUGCGCCACUGUAAGUUGAGGUAUUAAAUGUGUUCUUUCGAUUAACAAAAAGAAAAAUUGACAGGCACUUUAAAGGAAUUUAUCCUUUUCGGUUACAACUUGGUGUUACGCAGCGCGAAUUCAUGCUAAUUAGUAGAUGUGGAUUCAUCAUGCUUUCGUAGUUACAGUCGUUGCACGGUUUCGUGGUUUUAAAGUUAUAUUUAGUAUAGACAUUUGCAACUGCUAAUUAGCAUAAAUUCUUGCUUUAGUAACACCAAGUAAUAACCACCUUUUCACUCUCUCAAAUAUUCGUUUUUCUUUCCAUGCUAGGCAUUGACGAAUGUGCUAACAACGACCACACAUGUCAUGUCAAUGCGUCAUGUUACAACACCGAAGCGUUUUAUUUAUGCGUCUGUAAGCGUGGAUUCUACGGGAAUGGGACUUGGUGUACUGGUAAGUAACAAAUUCAUGAAAUGCCAUGCAUUGUUUCGCCCCGAUGUAAGGGAAUCUGCACUCCGGGACAUGUUUUCUUGUCGAAUCCGGAAUCCGGGAAAUUUCUCUUUUGGAAUCUGGAAUCGUCAUGACUCGGGAGAAGGGGGGGAGGUGCUUGAGUUAAUUUUUGCUACGGUAUGUGCCGCUGGCCUCUCGGAGCCCCUACCCCAUUAUAGUCCAUUCUGUGGCCAAUCAUAGACCCUAUUUUACUCACUUUUGGGCAAAUGUGUAAUUUUCGCGAUCCCAAUUCAGUCACUUUCUCAACCUCGUCCCCAGGGCUUUUCCCUUAAAAAAUGGGUGGGGCGGGGUUAGGUUUAAGGGAAAAGCCCUGGGGACGAGGUUGGUCACUUUCUAUUUGUGUAUCUACCUUACUGAUUGAAUGAAGAGCACUUUAUUUUUCACCCACAAUACAAACAUUCUGGUAUGUUUGCUAAACGUAAAUAUGAAGAACUGACUUACUCCAAAAACCACAAAAUGUGCGACCCCAUUAUAAUCAAUCCAGUCGUGAAAAUGCGACCCCAUCCAGCCGCAAUCCCCCUUAGCUUCUCAUAAGGAAGUACCCCCAAGGUUGUCAGGAUGGUGGCGUUUGGAAUCCGGAAUACAGAUCAAGGAAUCCGCAAUCCCACUAACGAUUGGAAUCCGGAUCCAAGUUCCUCUGACAAAGAAGCCUGAAUCCAGUAUCUUGCAUCUGGAAUCCAAGGCGUGGAAUCCAGGAUCACCAAGGGUCUCUUGGAUUCCCGAACAUGGGGCGAAUGGAGCGAGCGCGAUUGGUCCUUUGCACAAUUCAGCCACAUGCUCGGGCUGCUUAACAACGGCUCGCUAAACGGCAAGCCAUUCAAGCGUUCAUUCAGAUCACAAAACUUUGGGUGUGAUCGGGCGAAGCCUUCUUAGGUUAAUUCAAACGUCUUUAAGUCUUGUAGUCCAGUGAUGUCGGUUUAUUUUCAACAGAGUCAUUAAACUAGGAAUGCUCAUCGAUGGCCCUCAAAUGAACUCUUGGAUGGCUUUCUAUCCAGCGAGCCGUUGAUAAGUUCUAUCCAAAUACGUGACAGGGUUUUGCUAAGAGCCAAUAGUCUUCUGGCCUCUCCACAGAUCGUUAGUCUAUGAACUAAGUAACCAGGCCAGUGUUCACGUUAUACAGGUGAUCAAUAGAGAGGUUGAUCAUCUCGUUUACGUCAAACGGCAAACGCGAAGUUGUACCACGUGACCAAGUUUUCCCAUUACUUGUCGUUUACUGUUCAUUAUUUCUACACAUAAAUUAGUAGUUUCACGUAAUUUUUCAUCCAUAAGAAUUGUUUUGAGCUGUUUUUAUCUGCUCAUUUUCUAUUUUGAGAAAGUUUCAACUUGAAUCUGACGUUCGCCGUUUGCCGUAUACGCGAAGCUGAAAACUCUUUUAACGUGGUGGUCUCGGUAAAAUUAAAGGAAAGAGGUAAGGCAGAUUGGAAGUCUGGCUAGCCCUCUUUCUCCCUCUGAUUUUGAACAACUCUGAUUGAACAAGUCUGAUACAACUAAUAUGAUUAUAAACGAUAACACUGAAAUAAAUUCGAUACAACUGGCUCAUGAACGGCCUAUUUUUACUUAGUAUUGCUUGCCGGUCUAUGAAAAACUUAUUUUUCAAAGGACCGUUACUGAGGAGAGCAACGAAAGUAUUUUACAUUGGUGGCCUGAUCGGCCACGCUCAAAACCCUUUUUAUUCCCGACUUCCUAGUAUCCUCAAUCACGGAAGGUUUUUAAAAGCUCAAUUUGUGCCGAACUGGAACCAGAAUAUAUUGAAGUUCUCGGGUUCAAACCCUCGGACCCAUCCGAGCCUAGAGAUCAUGAACGGGGCCCCUUCAUACUCUCUUACCGCCGAGACUGACUUAGGGUGCUUAAAUUAAUGCAAUAUAAACUAAAGAGAAAAUCUGACUUAGAACCUGGUUUUUAAAAGCCUUUUGAGAUAAAAUUUGCCUGUUAGACCCCUUCUCAAAUACAAGAACCUGUUUGGCCUAAAAGUUGAAACGGGUUCUUAUUUUUUAAAAUCGAAAAUUAUUUACACUCGGGCAAAUAGGAUAAGUCAACAUUCAGGAACCUCUUUGGAGGCUUAGGUGUCUUACUACUCCAACUGCAAUUAUUGCAAUCCCAAACAGGUAUACAGGGUUUGAGGUGAACACCACUUAAUGCUCUUAGCUACAAUGUAUUUUUUUUCUUCAGAAAAUAAGAACCUAUUUAAGAACCUAAGAAGUGUGCUCUUGAGCAAACAUUUAUCAAAGAACCUGUGAAGGCUAACUUGGGAAAAUAAAGGCCUUAGUCGAGUUUUUUUACUGUAUUACUCUGUUAGUUGAAAUCAAGGGCGGAUCCAGAAUAUUUUUUAGGAGGGGGUGCACUUGUCUCUUGCUCUACUUCAACACCAAUACACCACAUUUUUUUUUUUGCAGAAUACCAGUUGUAUUAGAAAACCGCAGGUCAUCUCAGGGGAGGGGGAAUGCGCACCCCCUGCAACCUCCCCCUAGAUCCGCCCCUGUAAAUACUUUCCUCAUUUGCUUUUCCUUUUCUCUUAUUCAAGAUAUCGACGAGUGUACAGCCAACAUUCAUCGGUGUAAUUUAAAUGCGUCAUGUACAAAUAACUUGGGAUCUUUUACGUGCAACUGCUUUCCUGGAUUUUCUGGAGAUGGUCAAACUUGCAGUGGUAAUGACAUUUCUGGGCUGUGAUUUUUAAGGGCUAUGAUAUGCAAUUUGCUAUAGUUUUGAAAAACUAAAAUCCGUCUUCGCAUCAUUUGGUCCAGGUUUGUUUGAAGAGUUUAGGCACUGAAUCUGUUUCCUACCGUCUAUUGCUAAGGAUGACAAGGAUAAACAUGGACUGAAACCUAAACAAAUUGGACCAACUUUUUCGAGUUUUCAAAUAUUAAGGUUAUAGUGCUCCCUGAUGAAGCUGGUUUGAUAUAUUUUUCAUAACUCUAAAGAAACAAUUUUUGUAUGGGUUUAUUCAUUAAUUAAUGACUUCAGCUCAGAAUGAAAUGACAUAAAAGAGCAACAUCUCGGUGUUGCCCGUUUAUAAUAACCGGCUAAUCCCAUGUAUUACGAAAGUCACCCCCAGUUGCUCGAUCUUUUUGCCAGAGUUUCGACGGAGAAGCCGAGUUCACCAAAAUGCAUUUGCGAAUGUAUUUGGAAUACAUUAUAGUAUUUCACCGAUCAAAAAUAUGCUGAAACAACAAGAACUUACGUACACUUACUGUUUUAUUUCGUUCUCUAUGAAGUUCAGAUCUUUCUGGAAUGAACAACAACAACAAAAAAUUAAAAAGAAUUCACGAGGCUUCCAAGAAGUGUACCAAUAUAACCAAAAUGGAAAGACAUAGAUAUAUAUUAAUUGAAAUUAGUGCCUUGUUUUUCUCAAAAACGUCUAUGCUGUGCAUCUUUUCAGCGUUUUUUCGACGGUUUAUCAGUGUCUAGAAAAGUCAGGAGAUCUUACCCAGAAAUGGGGUCAACGUGAUACUCAAAAAUGCGGUUCUCAUAAAAGCACCCGCUUCUGCAGGUUAUCCCCCGGCUCAAACCGUGAACGCAUGGAGUUUACGGUUUCAUUCACUCUUAAAUACUUUUGCUUUCUUUUUUUCAGAUAUAAACGAAUGUACCAGCAACACACAUUCAUGUUACGCCAAUGCAACAUGUCAAAAUACCAUUGGAUCACAUUACUGCGCAUGCAUGUCUGGAUAUACCGGAAAUGGACAGAACUGCAUCGGUAAGAUAGUCGCCUUAUGUUUUCUCGUCGUACAGUUUUGCAGCCUAAACAAAAACACUGGGUCCUAUGCUUUGCGAGCAACAAAUCCCGCCAUAAACUUGAAGCCCAUGCCACUUAUAUGCUGGCUUAAGCUCCUCCAUGCCAUAUGAGGCAUGCAAGAACUAUAGCAGCGAAAUCACUAAGAAAAACAUACAUAAGCUUAGGCACCAAAAUGAAAAGAAAAUUUUGAAACUUAAUUUUGACUAAUUACAAAGCGGCUAUAGGAUGGAUUUAAAACCAACAUUGACUGCUGGAGCUGAAUUGACCAGUUUAGAGAAAGAUGCUGCAGGGAGCGUGGACUUUGGCUAGCUUAGCGAAAAUACUGAUUAUACAGAAAAGCAAGCGGAUUAAGUGCUAUUCACCACAUCCAUACAUCAAAACCCAUCAUGGUCCUUGCCGUGUUAUACAAAACUGUUUAAAAGAUGAAACAAACAAACAAACAAACAAAACAAGGAAAAAUGACCAUCACUAGUUGGAAUCCAUACCCUUUUCCUCUUGUGCAUCCAUGGAUUAAAUGUUGAAAGGACUUAUAAUUUCUCUGUUUGCACGCUUUUCUUGAUUUGUCAACCUGUCAUUAUCAUUUACCGAUAUUUCUCUCUAUAGAUGUUGACGAGUGUGCGACCAAUACCCAUUCAUGUGAUGCCAAUGCUUAUUGUAAUAAUACCAUUGGAUCAUUCAAUUGCACCUGUAAUCCUGGAUACAACGGAACGGGAACAUAUUGCAAUGGUUAGUAUUGCCUUUAUUGGCUCUUAAAAGCGGAUUAGGUGGCAACGAGUCGGAUGAACAACUAUGUGGCGAGAUAACAAAGACAUUUGAUAUCGAUAUAUAAAAUAACAUUAGCCUAGGUCUACGGAUUAUCCAUCUAGAAGUGAAAACGGGACGAUGUUCAAUUUGGACGGAUAAUUCGUCUGAUUUCAUCCGUCUUUUUAUCCGUCUUUUUAGACGGAUAAUUCGUCUUGAAUUCACAUCAGACGGAUAAACUGAUCCCAGUUGUUACCUGACAUGCAUAGAACUAGAAAGGGUGCGUUAGAUGACACCCAAAGAGCCAUCAGCAAUCGUAACAUGAAAGAGGAAGAAGGGGUCGAAAGUGGAAAAAUCACAAACAGAAAAGCAAAACCCUGAUCAUUAUCCCACCAAAAAAGGUUUCCCGAUCCUUCGUUUUCCAUUCGUUUUAGAGUUUCUAAGGGUUUACCCCAGCUACAUACUACUGGAUGCACAACCCCUCAAGGGUCGGCUCUGAAGCGUUUCCAGAGUGCUAAAUUUCAAAGCUUUUCAAUAAAGUGGUAAACAAGAACUUUCGAGUUUCCUCUUCUUGACAUCAAGUAAGCGUUUAAUGGUUUGGUAACCGCGCCAGAGCUUCGAGACCUGGCACAUCUGUCUUAUGUCAAUAUGACGUGGCAAGGCCAAUUUGAAACUCACAUUAAGAUGGAAAAUAUACCAGACGGAUUAUUCGCUUUGACGUUUUAUCUUUCUCUGGUGUGAACAAGGCCAUUAUGCUUUGACGUAACGUUUGGUUUUUCUGUAUAAACAGAUCGUUAUUGCAUUAAUAGUGCGUCCUCUGCCACCGAUGUUUAGAAUGAAAUAGCACUGCGUUUAGUUUCUACAGUAUAUAAUCUCUUGCUACAACUAGUGACAGUAGGAGAAUGGUUGGGCUAAUGCUAAUUCAUUUUCACUGCACGAAUAGAGAAAACAUCCCUUCAAGCAAUAUAAAUCUUUUGCCGAUAAAAUAAACCAGUAUAUAUACACUGGUAUAACCAAAGGAAGUAAAGUUAGUCUUGUGCGGCUUUUAAUUUCAUUUGACUGACUAUAAGCAGUUUUUAAUACCGUGUUUUUAUCAAUGUUUUUAUCCCCCGCUCCCCUCUGUUUGUUUCGCUUCGUUGUUUGAUUGUUUUUGUAUCUUUUUUGUUGUUGUUUUUACUUCGUGUUGACACUGUCAAUACGUAUUCUUUAAAUUAUGGAGUAUACGUUUUAUAUCUGGAAAAAAACACUGUCAGUACGUUUACUUUAAUUUGUAGAGUAUACGUUUUUAUAUCUGAAAAAAAAAAAAACACUGUCAGUACCUAUACUUUAAUUUGUAGAGUAUACGUUUUUAUAUCUGAAAAAAAAAACUCUGUCAGUACCUAUACUUUAAUUUGUAGAGUAUACGUUUUUAUAUCUGAAAAAAAAAAACACUGUCAGUACCUAUACUUUAAUUUGUAGAGUAUACGUUUUUAUAUCUGAAAAAAAAAAAAACACUGUCAGUACCUAUACUUUAAUUUGUAGAGUAUACGUUUUUAUAUCUGAAAAAAAAAAAAAACACUGUCAGUACCUAUACUUUAAUUUGUAGAGUAUACGUUUUUAUAUCUGAAAAAAAAAACUCUGUCAGUACCUAUACUUUAAUUUGUAGAGUAUACGUUUUUAUAUCUGAAAAAAAAAACACUGUCAGUACCUAUACUUUAAUUUGUAGAGUAUACGUUUUUAUAUCUGAAAAAAAAAAACUCUGUCAUUACCUAUACUUUAAUUUGUAGAGUAUACGUUUUUAUAUCUGAAAAAAAAAAAAAAAACACUGUCAGUACCUAUACUUUAAUUUGUAGAGUAUACGUUUUUAUAUCUGAAAAAAAAAAAAACACUGUCAGUACCUAUACUUUAAUUUGUAGAGUAUACGUUUUUAUAUCUGAAAAAAAAAAAAACACUGUCAGUACCUAUACUUUAAUUUGUGGAGUGUACUUUUUUAUAUCUGGAAAAAACAUUAAACGCUUUCUUAAAGUCAUCUAAAGCACAUGUGUGCAAUUUUUUUUCCUUCUCCUUUUAGACGUAGACGAGUGUACAACAAAUCUCCAUACCUGUACCCAUUCCAACGCUGUUUGUAACAACACCGCUGGCUCUUAUUACUGCGGCUGCCGUUCUGGAUAUUCUGGAAAUGAAACAGUAUGCUUUGGUAAAUAUUAAGCUGAAAAAGAAAGAAAAAUUUUCUCGCGCUUCCCCGUUGACAAGAAUUUUCAUUGCGUAAGCACAAUUGACAGAUCAAAAGUUUUCCACUUAUAUUACGUCGCGGGUCUUGCUAGUUCCUUAAAAAUGACCUUCCAAUACCAAAAAUAAUGUGCGAGCGCCUGUGAAGAUGUGUUAGAAACCAGGCUAAGAGCAUAAUGGGUGAGGACAUUUCACGCGUUAGUUUGACUUUUCAUAACACUGUGAUUGAGGGGAAUGCAAGAUAUUCAGCUACUUGAGCUUAUCAUGAAUGAAUCCUGUUUAUGUUUUCUUCGUUUGGCUCAGUGCGUAUGUGUAUACUUGCCAGAAUAUGCAGAGCAAUAGAACAUCGAUCUUUAAAACGUGAAUUUAUCCUUAGAGAGUGAUUUGCGUGGGAUAAACAGUGAUUAAAAAAAUGACUUUUGGGUGGAACCAUCGUGGUCUGUUUACUGACAGAAAUUUUGGACAAAUUCUAUCUUACCAAUUGUGUUUAUUUCUGUCUCUGUGGUUUUGCUUUUUCUCCAGGAAAUAAAAGCGUUAUUCGAUAAACCCUUUAAUAUUUGAAUAUUUUCUUCUUUACUCAGAUGUGGACGAAUGCGCAACUAACGCUCAUUCAUGUCAUGCCAAUGCAUUCUGUAAUAAUACCGUUGGAUCUCAUAACUGUACUUGUUAUUCUGGAUACAGUGGCGAUGGACAAAACUGCACUGGUAAAUAUUACAGCCUCAUCUUCUAGAACAGAAUUAAGUUACAAUCUCCUCUGGCUAGAAACAGACUUCAAGUGUGGAUAAAUCACGAAGCGAACCCUAGCAAAACAAAGCAAAAGUGGAACUACGGCUGCUAGUCUCCGAGUAGAAUUAAAAAUUAUUAUGAUAAUUAAGAGGUUUAAUGAGAGUGUGACUGUUUUAUAUGCUUAUCCCUCGCUCCAUAGUUUGGCCAGUUUAAUAAGCCAGAGUAGUCCUAAGAUCGUUAAAAAAAUUCAUGCGAAAUAAAGCACGUUUCUAUUCUUGAACUUAUUUUUCUAGAUAUCGAUGAGUGUGCAACUAACGCCCAUACGUGUAAUCAUGCCAAUGCUGUUUGUAAUAAUACCGCUGGAUCUUAUUAUUGCACUUGCAGUCCUGGUUUCUCUGGAAAUGAAACAUCGUGUACUGGUAAAUGUCUUUCAAUUUAUAUUUUGAUCGUUUGAUUAUAUAUUUUGGCGUACGUUUUGGUGUGCUGAGUGGUUUAUGAUCUCUUAGAGCGUUCUUUUAUAUUAUCUGCAAGGAAAGUUGAUUCUUGCAGCGCCAAAUCUCUCCAGUAAAGCCAUACCUUGAUAGGCUGGUUAAAAGACAGUUUAAAUCUAAUCUGUGACCAGGCUAGGUAGUUAAACGGGCGAGAAAGAUGUAAGAGAACUGAGAGAGGACGUUAAAAAAUUCGAAUUUGUCUUGUUCAAACUUUAGAGCUAACUUUGGAGCCUUACCAUUAUCACCCCUCCAAGAAACUUGUAGAAUAAUAAUGCAUGUCCUCGCCCUGUGAAAUUGAUUGUUUUAGGAAAUCCCUCCUUCAAAGAUCCUUGAAAAACGCCUAAUUAAUUGUUCACUUGUCACAAGCCUUUAUUCUGAACGCCUUUGAGAAAGAGCGCCGCCUGGAAGUCCUCUGAACAGAUUCUAGACUCUGGGUGUAAAAAUGAACAAACAAGCAACAGAAACAACCAGCCAGUUCUGAAAAGACUGCGCUUCGUAAAAGGAAGAACGAAUGAAAUUUCGGGGCUUUUAAAAAGUAGUAAAAACAGCCUUAAAACUUUGGUGAGGCUUAUUAAGUAGAGGAUGCCAAAAAAACUGGCCUUAACUCAGGUUCCACAGCGAUAUCGUCAUUUAUUUCGCUCUUUUCUUUUUCUUUUUAGACAUUAACGAGUGUGUAACCAACACCGAUAACUGUGACGUCAACGCUUACUGUAACAAUACCGUUGGGUCCCACAACUGCACUUGUAAUCCAGGAUACACCGGAAAUGGAACAACAUGUGAAGGUUAAUGAAAACAAACGUGCUCAUCAUAAUAUUUUUGCAUUGGCCAAAUAAAAUAGAAUAUACAUGAUAAAAUGCCCAAUUUUCAGCAAUGCGCUACUGCGCGCGGAAAGUGUGAGCAUAAGUCUUGUUUGUGUGAAGCCUUGAAAAUUUUUACAGUCCGCGGUCGCAACUUUCACCAAAUUUAACAUCAUGAGUCAGAUCGGUCUUUUCUGAUCAUCGUGUCAAAUUCAUAUAAAAAGAAACACGAUGUCUUUAUUUUCACGCUCUAAAUCGAACGGCAUUUUUUUUAAUUGUGGGCGAAAUAACAAAUCUGAUUGAUUCGAUAACUGAAUAGGAAAGUUGGUGUCAAAUACUGAUCAUGAAGUUUCGACAAACUGUUUGACGGUCAGCUUUAUCCACAAACCUUUCAUUCGGGCCUCUUAAAUCGGAUGCUAAGUUCAGCUAUUGAAAUGGAAGGCUUAAUACGCAGCAAUCAUUCAAUUAAAAUGCAUGCUAAUAUGUAAUGCAUAUCUUUUUACCUCCGUUUCAGACGUCAACGAGUGUACAACGGCGUAUCAUAAUUGUGAUUCCAAUGCUUUCUGUAACAACACUGUGGGAUCGUUUAACUGCACCUGCACCGAGGGAUACUCUGGAAAUGGAACAUCAUGCAGCGGUAAAAAUGAUAUUUUCUAUCGGUACUGAUCUGACAUUCUAUUACAAAUCAACUGUAAAUAGACAAAAUUAAACUCAACCGAUACAGUGCCUUGGCUUUUUGCUAGCACAUAAAAAAACAAACAAACAAACAAGAAACAGUUAACAAAACGAAAAAUAAACAACGACAACUAAAACUACAAGAGGGGAAAUUCUUAUAGAGUUGUAAAACACUUAUUAAAAGCUCAAUUAGCACUUUCGUCACUAGUGAUUAGAGCUUAAUUUUGUCCUGCCUAAACAAACGUCGUAAGAACGUAAAACUUUGCGGGAGCAAUUGCAAAGCCAAAUGAAAAACACAGGUAAACAUACAUAUCUAUCUAGACAUACAUGUCUUGAUGAGGGCUAGGUAUGUAUUCCUCAUAGGAAGUUAACGAAGAUUUUUUAAAUAAGAGAACUGUAUUGUUAUCAUCAAUUUGCACUCUAAUUCCCACCCUCUUGUUGUCAGGAUGCUUUCUUAAUUUAUAUCAAUUAGCAGCUACUGCGACGCGAUGCCAUUUGCGCGAUCUCAUCAUUUUACUACUAACACUAGAAUCUUUUUCUUUUUCCUUUCUUAUAUAAAUUUUGUAUAUCACAGGAAGUUUUAAAUAACAAAGGCCCUAAUAUGUACAAGAAACCCAAUACCAUGGAAGAUUCUGGUCGUAUUAGUAUUAAAUUAUGACGCCAAUAUGGCCAAAUGUCCUAUUAAAGCCAUUAUUUUAUCACUCUGCAUUCACAUUUAAUUGCUUAUUAAUAUUGUUUAGAUAUUGACGAGUGUGCGACCAUGAACCAUUCGUGCCAUGUCAAUGCCUAUUGCAACAACACUAUUGGAUCGCACAACUGUACCUGUCACGCUGGAUACACUGGAAAUGGAAGAAACUGCUCUGGUAAUUAAGAAAAUGAUUAAAGAUUUCAUUCCUCGUUUUUAGUUUAACUUAUUUGUUUAUAUUUUGUUUCACUAUAGUCAAACUGUAGCACUUUGUUAUAAAGAUUCCGAGUUUUCGAUUCGAUUUCUCACUCCUGGUCUUCAUCAAGUAAUGGUGUCUCUGUCUCUCUUUUCUAGAUAUUGACGAGUGUACAACCGGCAACCACUCUUGUGAUGCAAACGCCUAUUGUAAUAAUACCAUUGGAUCACUCAACUGUACCUGUAACUCUGGUUAUACUGGAGAUGGGCAAACGUGUUCAGGUGAACGAAUUGUCAAUUGAAUUUUAUAGCCGACUCACUUCUUUAUUGCCUACUGGUACAUAACUUAUUUGUCAAAUUACAUAAAAUGUUUACACACACGGAAGGAAUUAAAUCGAAUUAGCUCGUGAAAGGUUAUCUUUGAUUUUCUGUUUCUGUCAAAUUCAACGAUAUUGUUGCCUUAACUGUUUCUCUUCUUUAGAUAUUGACGAGUUCAUUUAAGUUCUACCUCCUGUCCCUCUUUUAGUUUACCUACCUGUUCUUCCCUUUGUCUGUCUGUCUGUAUAGUACAGAUUGAACAGUUCUGAUCAGCUUUUUCUAUUCUUUAUCUACUAUCCUUUUACCUUAAUUUUUUUUAAAAUAUGAAAUACUAGAAAAAGAGCUGUACAGAAGACAAUUAAUAAUUCAGCCCAUGUUUUAUUAUUUAUUUCUUUUUAGAUGUUGACGAGUGUAUAGCCCAGACUGAUAAUUGUCAUGUUAACGCUUUUUGCAACAAUACCGUGGGGUCAUUUAACUGCACUUGUCUAUCUGGAUACUCUGGAAAUGGAACAACGUGUGUUGGUGAGUAUCAACUUCUGAUCUUUUAUAGUUAUAAGGCAAGGCCUACCUUUGUAAAGUUCUUGGAGACUGCCUCAAACCCGAGGUUACCAUGCUGAGCUAGGGGAGGGUUACUCCGAGUUUUCCACCAAACUGGUCCCCAGACUUUUACGGGGAAACGCCCUGGGGACCCUGGGGACAAGGUUGGUUUUAUAUUCACUCGUUCAAGAGAUCUGACAAGUGUUUUUUGGGGUAUAGUACUUGUACAGUUUUAGAAUGCUCGUUAUAACAAAAAGGAUUAAGUCCGCUUUGAGCUCGAGUUUGCUUUCUUCACAUUUAGACUUCAUGUAAUGAGUUAUGUGCUAUAAAAUGAACGGGUUCAGUUAUUUUGUGGUUUGAAUAAAUAAAGAACUAAAUGAUAGAUGAAUGAAUAAAGAUACUAGAUAAAUAAAUUGAUAUAUAAGUAAAUAAUCAAAUAAAUAUUGAAUGGACCUCUACAUCUGGCCCAAUGUAAUCGAUUUAUGAUAUUUUACAUUUGCUUCUUCCAUUAGAUGUUAACGAAUGUGCAGAUAACACCGGUUCGUGUGAUACCAAUGCUUAUUGUAAUAAUACCAUUGGAUCUCAUAACUGCACUUGUUACUCUGGAUUUUCUGGAGAUGGAAAAAAUUGCACUGGUAAGUUUCUUCACGAAAAGGGCUGCCUUUGUUCAAUGGUGUCUAGCUGGCAUUAUGUUUAAAUGCUGACGGCAUAGCCUCGUGUUUCGCCGAAUGUUCUAGGCUUUUCAUUACUACCAUUUCUGGGCGCCGUAAUAGAGGUUUAAAAUUGAUUUUCAAACAAAACAGUGUUAUAAAUUCCUUUAUUUGUAUGUUGUUGUAUUCUUUUCUGGGCGAAGGUAUUUGCGUGUGGAAUCCGGCCUCCCGCUAACGGUUAGAAUUCGGAAUCGAAUCCAGUUCCUGGAAUCCGGUUUCCACGUCGUUGAAUCUAGAUUCCAAGACUCUCUUGAAUUCUCUUACUUGAGGCAAGAAGCUCAUUACUUACGUUUUCAAACUACUCGCCCUUCCACUGACUCAUGCCCAUAGUUAGCCUCAAUUAACAAAACAAUUCUUCAAUUUUUAACGAUCACUGCCUUUUUUUCUUCUUUCUAAGAUAUCAACGAGUGUUCAACCGGCUAUGAUAACUGUGAUCGUAACGCUUACUGCAAUAAUACCAUGGGUUCUCACAACUGCACUUGUAAUCCAGGUUACACCGGAAAUGGGACAUGGUGCACUGGUAAAUGAAAAUGAUAAAGAUUGUGUGGAAUAAGGCGGUAACAAAAAGUUUUUUUUAGAGUCGCUGGUUUUAAGCCAUCCAUUUUCUCUUAGCUUUGUUGUUUACUUUUCUCAUUAUAACAUGUAAAGUUCCUUACGAUGUCCUUAAGUCUUACUAGUUUCUCAUUGCUUCAAAGUAUUCAAGCAGAGAUACAAUAUAUGAGGUUAUGUGUUUUAAACGUCGGCAAGUCAAUUAAUACCUCCUUUUUUGCUACAAAACUGCAACACUCUUCAAAUUCCCAAUGAUUGGGUUGCACAACUAUGGCCAAAGUUAACCUUUAUUGACUGACAUCUCUAAUGCGACCGCUUCCGCUUAAAAUUUAAAAAAUUUACCUUACUCAUUGUCUCAUGUUAUCUUGACAACCUCGAAUAUACAGUAUUUCACGCGAUUCGAUGCAGAAACAACAACUGUGGUUCCUUUCAGAUUUAGACGAGUGCGCAACUAACACCCACUCUUGUGAUGCCAAUGCCUAUUGCAACAAUACGAUUGGGUCUCAUAACUGCACUUGUUACUCUGGAUACAAUGGAACUGGUUUACUUUGCGAUAGUGAGUAUAUGUAGUAAACGUGAGUUUCACUAUAGACAGUAUUACUACCAGCUAAGCUGUUAUUUGGAAUGAGCAUUUACCUAAAUCCAUGUUAACAUCUUAAACGAAAGGCCCAAUCAUGCGAGCCAUUACCCUCUAAAACCAAACACUUAGGAGCGGUCUUAUGGACAUUUAGUGGCCCAGUUGCCUUUACUUUCACAAUGGACGCUUCGCAUACUGAACUCAGUUAGUAUCAGAUCCUGAGACUUGAGGGUAUUAAAGUUAAGGCUCGAACGAUCAUCUUGCUGCCAUAGCACUGAGCCGAAUGACCCGGUUUUCAAAAUGAACAAAAAGCUUUCAUAAAAACUCAUAUUGCCAAUUUUCUCAUAUAAACUAAAAGAAUUGCGUGACAUGUUUCUACAUGAUGUUUUACGUUUCCAAGACAACCAGCCACUCAGCGAGUUAACAUCAUACCACUGCUUUUGAAAUCAUUCUGGAUAAUUUUCAAGUAAACCGAAAAUCCAAGAUGGUGGAUAAAAAAUACUGGUUAUAUUGAUUUAUUACGUAUUCGUUACGUCAGCUAUCUCCACCAGUUGAAGUAACUACCUUGGCGUGCUUCGACGUUUUCGAAUCUUAAAUUAUAUUUAAUACUUUCAUUUUCAAAAGCAUUUGAGCGCAUGUACAAGUGUUAAAAUUUAUUAUUCGCUCUCUAUGAAAUGAUAACCCGAUCUCAUCCUCAGAAACUCAGAUCCGAUACAUAACAGUGCUGUUAUUCAAUCAUAGAAUUACUGAUAAUAAAUAUUUGAAAUGCUUUCAUCACUGUGAAAUAAUUUUGCGUCAUCUUCUCCAGACAUCAACGAGUGUACAACAAACGCCCAUGACUGCGAUCCUGAUGCAUUUUGCACUGAUACCGAUGGAUCGUUUAAUUGCACCUGUAAUUCUGGAUACACUGGUAACGGAACAUCAUGUACUGGUGAGCAUAAGUUAGUGUAAAUGUUAUUGCCACUUUCAUUUUCUUUUUAAAAAAGACACCUUUUAGCAGAAACUAAACAAUCAAAUUUUUUGCAGUUGUUUUAUUUGUAUUUUUGUUAUUAUAAAGUCAAACCCUACCCCACCCCCCAGCCGUCGUCCUCUUCACGAACGCCUGUCUAUUAAGGACAGUUCUCUUUAAUCCCACCUCUGUACAGAACAACUUUUAACUGAGCAUGGUUCUGUUCCCUUGGUUUUCUUUAUCAGGUGAUGUGACUGUAGUUGAGGGAGUUGGCAGAAAAAUAUUAUCUCUUGUACAGCAAUACUCUUAUAGUAAUCAAAGUUGUAAGUACUGAUUAAUGCAAAGGUGAAACUUCAAUCUUAAUUUGUUUCUUGUAGACUUUGACGAAUGUGACACAGGUGCAGAUUCAUGUGAUACAAAUGCCUAUUGCAACAACACUAUCGGGUCUCACAACUGUACUUGUUAUUCUGGAUACACAGGAAAUGGAACAACAUGCACUGGUGAAUAUUCAGCUAUUUAGUUUCGUAGUUUGACAUAAUUCCCACAACGUGCCAUCGCCCUUCCUGAAUGAUUUUACCGCAGUUCUUUGUUUUUGGUAAUGUUUCGUUUAUUUUCAUUUUUAUUUAACAAGAUAAAGUUUCGUAGUUUGACAUAAUUCCCACAACGUGCCAUCGCCCUUCCUGAAUGAUUUUACCGCAGUUCUUUGUUUUUGGUAAUAUUUCGUUUAUUUUCAUUUUUAUUUAACAAGAUAAUUAAUUUUAACAAGAUAAUUGAGUUAGCUUUUAAAUAAAGUACGCAUCUCUUGUUUUUCAAACUUUAGUGCUUUUCAAUGCUUACUAUUUAUUAAUGAUGGACUAUAGUGAAUUCAGUGAUAUAAGUCAUUAAAAGUCCUCUUUACUGCGCACACAAAAAAAGACACACCCACUCAAAGGUCGGUAUACAAGCUGUCUUCUGAUUAACUCUAUAAACAGUAAGAUAAUGUCUUCCCUCUCCCCAAAGGUACAACUCACGCUUUUAUCUCCGUAUAGACAUCAACGAGUGUUCAGACAACAGCGAUAACUGUGAUGUCAACGCUUAUUGUAACAACACUGUGGGUUCUUACAACUGCACUUGUAACCCUGGAUACACCGGAAAUGGAACAACAUGCACAGGUAAAUAUCUUUUUUUCCUCCUGAAUAUUUAGACUCGGCAUGAUAUAUAUCAAUUUGUGUAGAAGACAUUUAAAAAAAAUACGUGACUAGCGUCUCACAUUGUUAAGAAUAUUGACAUUCAGGAUGCAAAAAGUCGUCAAAAUGAACCCCCAACCCUUAGAAAAAUAGUGGGUUAAAAUCUAUUUUUCUGAAAAAGCCCGAUUAUAAAAACGUUUGAUAUGAACUCUUCCCCAGUAGUUAGAGAGGUCCUAACCCAGACAACAAGUAAACAAAAAAGAAAAAAGGAAGGAAAUAAAGAAAAGAAAAAAUAAUAAGGAAAAGAAAGGGAGAAAUUGGGGGGGGGGGGUGAAGAUCUAAGUGAAGAUCCAAGUUUAUCAGAACAGCUAAUGCGGUGCUUAAUCGGGACCUCGAGUCUCAUUCUAAGCUGAUUUAAUUUAUCUUUCAGACGAGGAUGAGUGUGCACUCGGCACCGAUUCAUGUGAUGUCAAUGCUUACUGUAAUAACACCGUGGGAUCCUAUAACUGUACUUGUUACCCUGAAUACACUGGAAAUGGCACCUCAUGUACAGGUAGAUUCUUGGAUAAUACAAUAUCUUUUUACCAUGUUUUGUUGUUAUUGAGAAAUGCUACUGGGGUUUCAAAUGCCCUUUUAAAUUCGAAUGUUUGUAAGUCUUUUAUUAGGUGUCUGGGGCGUCCGUCGGUGAUACUGAAAUGGCCGAAAUUUAAAACACCCAUCGCGCUGAAAUGUUUCUCUUCAGCAUCUGUUGUAUUUUUUUCUCAGAUUUUGACGAGUGUGCAAACAACACCGAUAAUUGUGAUGUCAAUGCUUAUUGUAACAAUACCGUGGGGUCCUUUAAUUGCACGUGUAACUCUGGAUACACAGGAAACGGGACAACAUGUGCUGGUAAAUAUGAUUACUUUGUUCUCGAUGAAGUUCUUGUAUUUAUUUUUCAUACAUUGCUCAAAGUAAUGGACCUGUUGGUUCCUUUUCUCUCGAAAUAAAAACCAACUAAAAACCACAUUGGUACAUGCUCAGUUUCUUCCGUUUUUUUAACUCAAGAAGCGCGCAGGUCUUACUAAACCUACUUACUGAAAGCAUUUUGUAACGUCGCCUAAAAUCCUUUAAGAAUGACAGAAUACUUAAUCAUUAAUGCACUCAAAACAAUAAUUAUGAAUAGGAGCGACAUUAAAACAGCGAAGUGGAAGGUAUACUGUGCCUCAGCUUCUGGUUUUAGACGCGACUUUGAUUGACAGUUAAAUGAACACGUGAUAAUGGUGAUUCAGCUUUCGCGUUUAACAGUCGACUCCUCGACAUAUACAUAGUACGUUCUUGUUAGUAUAGCAAAAUUUCGAGCAUAGAACAUAAAAGAUAUGUUCCAGUGUAUGCUUUAAAAAUAUUAUGCAGUGAAUAUGAUGUCUGCCGGAAAAAUCUUUAUGACUUUCUAGUGCAGUGCUACAAUAGUCGGGCAGAACCUAGUUGAUAGAUGAUGUGGGUAUGUCUUAUGUUUAUAUAUUAACGGAAAGCCAGUGUAAUUUAUCUUUCGGACGAGGAUGAGUGUGCAAUCAGCACCGAUAGAUGUCAUGUCAAUGCUUACUGUUGAUUUUCGUUUUAGACAUUGACGAGUGUGCAAACAACACCGACAACUGUGAUGUCAAUGCUUACUGUAACAAUACCGUAGGGUCCUAUAACUGUACUUGUUACCCUGAAUAUACUGGAAAUGGCACCUCGUGUACAGGUAAUUUCAUGUAUGACACAUCUCCCAAACAUACUUUAUUGUUACUCAGUUCUCAAUGUCUGUUCCCCAAAUGCUACAGUCUGCCCCUCUUACAUGCCUCCUAGUUUUAUCUUUCUGUCCGUCCCUUUGUCUGUCUGUUUGUCUGUCCGUCCGUCCGUCCGUCCGUCUGUCCGUCCGUCUGUUCGUCCGUCCGUCUGUCUGUCUGUCUGUCUGUCUGUCUGUCCGUCCGUAUGUCUGUUUGUUCAGCUUUGUGAUCAUGUGUACAUGUGAUCAUGCUAUGAGCACUUUCCUCUCGCUCCUGUAACUUUAAAUAAUAUUUGAAGCGGCUAACAUUUCACAAUUCAGCGUGGUAAAAUUCUUAUGCUCAGCCAUAUUUCUUUUCUUAGAUUUUGACGAGUGUGCAGCUAACUUCGAUAACUGUGAUCCCAAUGCUUAUUGUAAUAAUACUGUGGGGUCUUUUAACUGUACUUGUAACUCUGGAUACACAGGAAACGGAACAACAUGCACUGGUAAAUAUGAUUUGUUUUUUCUCGAUAACGGACUAAAAAACCUUUUAUUAAACUAAUUCUUUAAGAAAACUGAAUCCAGAGUAGGUAAAUCAUUGCAACAAAUUGAAACCUCAAAGUUGGUACAUAAUGUUUUUUUAGUUGAUGAAAUACAUUGACCACCUUAGCAGAAGCUGACAACGUUAUUCCAUUGUCAAAGGGGAAUGUAGCUGAUUGUGGGUUGUGUGCUGUUUAUUUAACGGAUGUUGGAUCUCUGCUUUUGCAUUGUGGGAAUAUGGUAAGGUGGAAAACAGGAAAAAAUAAGUUCCAUUAAAAGCGUUUGUUUAUUCCUUGAGGAUAAAGCCUAGGUUGUCGAUUGGAAAGAUUUUCUUUUAUGCCAGACUUUUGCGGCUUUCCGUGUUGCCUGGGUGAAUCAGAACAGAAACUGCAGAUUGUCAUGUUCUGGCUGGAAUGACUGGAAACAUUUGAACUGUAUGGUGAGCUGCUGGUUUCGUACCAGCAAUGUAUAUUGUGCACUGAUGAUAAUGAAUGUACGUCAGUAUAAAAUAUGCCUUUAUAGUUACUGAUGGUUUUCUUCCCACUUCUCCUAGAUGUUGACGAAUGUGCGGAAAAUAGUCAUAAAUGUCAUGGCAACGGUUACUGUAACAACACCGUUGGAUCAUACAACUGCACCUGCAAUUCAGGAUAUUCUGGAAAUGGCUUCAACUGUACUGGUAAAAAUAUAAACGUUUGCAAUAGAUAUACCCGUGAGCACUAAACAAAGCGCCGGAAUUAACUAAAUUUAACCCCCUACUAGCCGUUACCUUCUCAUAACCGCAAGGGGGACAAUGCAUGGGCCUUCAACUUUGUCUUUACCUUUCAAUGACUGCCCCUAGAGAAGGGUCUUAGAACCAAAACAACGGUCGCAAUACUGAGGUACAGCUAAGUUACUAUGAUUGGUUACGUUCACUGUACAUUAUUCCUCUCCUUGCCAAAAUAUGCACCCAAUACAGUAGCCAUCUGGGGCGAAUCUAUCUGUUUUGACGGGGUCUGGCCCAUGGGGGCAUGUUCCCAAGUGCUCUAAAAAGAUAAUUCUUGGGUUUCAUCAAAAAUGGAAUCAACAGUCAUAUAAACCAGGAAAAGACUUUCCUCUAUCAAUGUAUUUUUCUUUUCAUCACAGUCAUUUUUCAAGAGACAACAUAUAGUGUUUGUUGGCGAUGUAUGUCUACCUACGUUUUUCGAUAGAGACCGAACGUGUUAAACGUUAUUAUUUCGGCUUAGGGAGUUCGAACGAACCACUCGAACCACAUCUUGCCGGUUCCGCCCCAGGUAACUUACCUCCGUGAGUCUUCAGGGUAACAAGGUUUAACAACUUCAUUUCCGAAAAGGGCGGGACUAUCAUUGCGCAGACGACUCAAACCAAUCCUCUUGAUUCUUUCUAACUUUUCGGGAAAAUCUAGAUCUAUUACAGAAUAUUAUAUAAUAGCCUAUUAGAUCGUUACACUAUGAUAGGAGUUAGUUACACCCUUGAGGCUAGCUGUAAUGCUGGUUUUGUAAGCAGUCAGUUAAAUUGUUUAUUUGAGGGCUUUUUUGAAAUUUUCAUGUUAGAUAUUGACGAGUGUGCAAACAACACUGACAACUGUGAUAUGAACGCUUACUGUAACAAUACUGUGGGGUCUUACAACUGCACCUGUUAUCCUGGAUACUCGGGAAAUGGAACGACUUGCAUUGGUGUGUAAAUUUUGUUAUCUUGGUUUUUAAUGAAUAACAUGCUAUUUCACUAAGGAUAUGGUAGUUAACUAAAAACUUAUUUACACUGGAAUAUGGCUUUAAUUUCUCAUAUUUUAGAUAAAGUGUACGACACAUCUUUUCAAUUGUGGUGGAAAAGGAAAUUACGAACAACCUAAGACUAUUUCCUAAAACGCAUUGUUCCUUCUCCUCUGGAUAUUAUUACAAACUUUUGCGCGUUCACUUCACUUGAAAUAAUAUAAUAAAUUAUAAAACGAAAAAGAUAUGUGUCUGAAAAGUAAAAUGCUAUGUAAUUUUAAAACAUCUUAACUGUUAAUACGUAAAGAAAUGUUCUGGCAGUCAUAUGCAUAGAAGCAAUUUAUGUUGCAAGAGAAGCAUCAGCAGUAACAAUAAAUUAAUAAAGAACUUCAUCAAUAGUGUUGGACCCCGCGGGACCUCUGCGUUAAAAGUGUGGUACUGAACUAAAUAUGCUACAAAGUUACCUAAGUGAAUUUUUAAUCAUGCCCAGAGAAUGAAAUGGAUGCAGGUUAACUAAUUCAUAUAACUAUAAACUAAGGAUAUGAAAUAAUAUCAGAGAAUUAACAUUCGAUGAUGUUAAAGACCGCUUAGGAAACUCUUUAAUUCAUUUGAAUUUACGUAUUGGUGUCAGUGGAGUCAUAUCACGAGAAUUUCAAGGUAAGCCUAGUGAUAGGUAGUGUUUUGGUGGAAGUAAAUUUAAAACUAAACUACAUUUCUUUUUGUGCAAUAGAUAUUGACGAGUGUUCAAACAACACCGAUAACUGUGAUGUCAAUGCCUUUUGUAACAAUACCAUGGGGUCCCACAACUGCACAUGUAAUCCUGGAUACACCGGAAAUGGAACAUGGUGCACUGGUAAAAUAAGGCACCUUCUUACUUCUCAGAUAUUAUUAAAUUAAAUAAAAGGUGGAUUUAGGUCAACUGUAGCUACUUGAACAGAUUUGGUGUGCCGUUUACUGUACAAUGCAACAUAUAAAAAAACCUGCGAAAGUUCAGUGGUGAUGGUAAGUCACUCUUUCAGUUAGUCAGUCUGUCUGUCUGUCUGUAUGCCUGUCUGCCUGUCUCCCUGUCAGUUAGUCAGUCUGUCUGUCCGUCUGUCUGCCUGCCUGUCUGUCUGACUGUCUGUCUAUCAGGCUAGCUCUGGCUCGAUCGAUCUUGUUACUACCCCAUUGCUUGAAGAUAAGUUCGUUUUCGUUGCCCGUUCUUCCUCUUCCCGUUCUUGAUCUCUAGGUCUCUGACUGUCCGUAAAAAGGUCAACUCUGUUUUGUCGUUGGUUAAAAUUUCUUCAAUUCAUUUUUUUGAAAGGUCAUAAAUACUGUGCAAUAAUCUUUCUUAAUACUAAAAGCGCAUUUCUGGUUCAUCAAGUAUUGUAUUUUCUUCAAUAUUUCAGAUAUCGAUGAAUGUGCAACCAAUACCCAUUUAUGUCAUUACAACGCGACAUGUAAUAACACCAUUGGUUCUCACAACUGUACAUGUAAUCCAGGAUACACAGGAAAUGGACAAAAUUGUUCUGGUAAAUAUUGGGCGAUUUUUUUUUCUGUUUUUGAAAAAUAUUUUUGUAGGUGACAUGUCAGUGGAAAUAGGUAUUUAUAAGGAAGACUUAUGUUAAUAUAACGCACACCUUUAUUAUCCGAGGAGAUAAGGUUCGUACUGUUGGUUAGCUCUUUAGCCCUAUGAAUCGAGGGUGACGAGGGAGAAAGGCAAGUCCGAUAAUGAACAAGACGAGAAAUGAAAAAAAGUGGAUGAGGAGUUUAUGAUAAAUUCACUUAUAUUUGAAUUAAAAACUAUUGCGCUAAAACGUUUCAUAUCAACGUCAUUAUCAGGGAAAAAAAUGUGUCUGUUGCAGCGUAUAAAUACUAAUUUGCUUCAUUAAAAACCUUAUAUAAAGUGUCAAGAAUGUCAGUUGAAAUAAAGAGUUUUGCACGCGAUUAAAUCAACCUGGGUGUUCGAGCUCGGAUUGAUCUCAUUUAUGAAGAGCAUCUCUUAAAUCAGGAAUUCAAACUUCGUUUAGCACUUGCGAAGAAUGCGAAAUUGGCUUUCUUUGGGCUUACCUUAUCGCCCAUGGGUUUCCGCAAGGUGUUUACCGAUAGCCGAUAGCAUGUUAGCGCAUUUUUUUUAUCCAAACAUUUAUCAAAAUCGCUUCUUUCUUCGUAUUUCCUUACAUCGUAGUAAAUGAAAAAACAAACAUAAUUAUUUUCCAAGAUUUGAGAAAUAAAUAAUUCUAAUCUGACUAGGAAAGAUUUUAUAAGUUUAGCUUAAUUUCCAGUAAAGUUCUCUCUCAGUGACCACUUAGAGCUUUUCCAGUUUUUAGUGUCUGCUCAUGUAGAAAAGUAUAUUAUGCUCAAUCUAUGUUCAUUUUCUCGCUUUAGAUGUGGACGAGUGUGCGGACAACUCCCACAACUGCCCAGCGACAUCGGUGUGUAACAAUACCGUAGGCUCUUUCAUCUGCACCUGCCCUGCACUUUUGUUUGAAUGGGAUGGAACAAACUGUUCUGGUAAGCAUAAAUAUUACUUGUAUAUAUAAAAAGAGCCGCUGAAACGGGAAAAACUUCACUCUUAAGCUAAACUGGCCUUCGCCUGUAUUAAUCACCUAUGAGAAACGCUUGUCGCUGCAGGUCAAAAUUUUUGACUGACACGGACGAGAGGUAAAGUAAGGGGGUUGGAGUGAGCUAGAUAUGAUCAGAAAAAAUCCCAGCUCCAAGAUGGCAAACAAGAUAAUGGCCUUUAAGAAUGAUGUCACAGGUUCGCUGAAUAAUGAUAUACAACAUGUUGCAGAGCUCAUUGCAGGCUAUCUAUUAAACUUUUAAUCUGUGCAUAAUAUUUGAAAACUGAAAAAAAAACCAAGGGGUACUAAGCGAGUUUUAACAAUUUUACCCAGUAAUAGAAUGUGUUUUCUUGUAACAAAACGCUGUGAGGUAAUAGACAUGACAAACCAUCUUAGUCACACUGUGAAUUUUUGGUGAAAUUGCAAAGUUAUAAUUUUGAAAUCCCUCGCAAACUCUCGAUAAUUUGAAGACCCAAUUUACUGAGAAUAUUUUAAAAGAAAUUGAUGCGGGUGACAAUCUCGGGGAGGGAGGGGUUGGGAUGCUCGUCGUCCCGCUUAGGGGUGUAAAUUUCGGAUUUUGGUCUCAUUUAGGGUGUUCUGGGCAAAACGCCAUCAUAUUUAGUCGUGAAGAUCUCGUUUAGGGUUGCACGUGAAAAAAAUAUUAAAAUAUAUAUGUUGUCUGUGUUUUAACAUGGUAUCUUUUAGGGCUCAAAAAAAGCUUGGGCCACGCCCAGAUCGGUCUCCUUUAGGGGUUUAAUUCAAAAUUUUCGGCGUCCCCACCCCUUUCAUAUGCGGUGUCCCCCCCGGUGACAAUUCCUGCCCUUUGGCAUACAUUUCGAUUCAUCUUAAAUUUGGGCUUUUGAGUAUCUUUUGAGUUUAAGGACGAUUUUAAACAUAUCUGUUUUAUCAAUUAGAAAUUUCAAAUCUCCUUAGCAACGCUGGCAACAAGUUCCAUUUCAAUUUCACACAACUUUUACUUUACUUAUUAUAUCUAUUAUACUACUACAUCAGAAAUUUCUGCAAUUUGAUUGGCUUAGAGCAGUGGUAUUUCAGCUUAAUUUGAAAAACCUACAUGUGAAAAUUACAAACCUUUUGCGGGUAGUAGUAUACAAAAAUAAUAGUAUGAUUUGUACUUGAUAUUUGGCAAAAAUACCACUUGUGAUAUUUUAGAAUUGUCUCAAAUUUCUCUCGCCUAACGGCGCGUGAAAUUACGUAUAACUAAUUUGAAGUAUCACUCGUGGUAUUUAUGCCAAAUAUCACUACAAGUCAUGCUAUUACCUAUACUAAUUUGCACUGAAAAUAAGAUUGAACAUAAGGAGGUUUGUAUCUCCGGCAGUGCAAACUUGUAUCACAGUUGGUUUUGACUCUCCUAAAGUGCUCUUUUAGGACUGAUAUCGAGGAAAGAUGUUUAAUUUGACCUUAUAAUAGAUCACUGUCGCUGAACCCUUAUAUAUCCUUGUUUCAGACGGUUGGAUCUUUACAAACAUAAGCACUGGUCGAUUGGGUAGUAUUCAGCCGUUCAAAGUUCCAGAAACUGCUCGUUAUCUCAUCAAAGCAUGGGGGGCAAGAGGGGGAACACACACGACAAAUUAUGGCGAUUAUCCCGGAACUACCGUCGGAGGAAAAGGCGCGUUCAUGGAAGGCACGUUUGUACUGUUUAAUCAAACUGUGCUGAGUAUCGUGGUGGGGCAGAGGGGAGGAGAUUCCGUGGAGGUGAGGGGAGGACAACCUACUACUCAAACCGCAGCUGAGCUGGGACUGUCAGUGGAGGACAAUGCUGGUACAGGGGGUGGUGGAGGAAGUUUUGUUUACAAUACCACCACCCUGUUUAUAGUUGCUGGCGGGGGAGGAGGUGCAAGCGCAGGAAAUGACGGAGUAGACGGUCAGGAUGGUCCUAAUGGCACUGAUAGUGUUGGUCCUAACCCCACGUACGUGGGGAAAGGAGGAACUGAUGGGUACCCUGGGGAAUGUAACACUGUAGAUGCUAAUUACCAUGGUGGGGUGGGUGCAGGCUGGGUACGCGAAGGCUGCAACAGAGUUGACACACAGCAUGGAGAAAGAGGUGACUCCCGAGCGCAGGAAUGGGUAGGGGGGCGAGCUGGGGAUGAGAACAGUGGAAAUAACGGAGGGCCACCCCCAGGGGCUGUAGGAGGCUAUGGCGGUGGAGGAGGGGGUGCAGAGGACAAUGGAGCAUCAGGUGGUGGAGGAGGUUACUCUGGAGGAGGUAGUGGUCGUCGCAUGCAACAAGCCGGAGGGGGAGGGGGAUCGUAUUGUGGUGGCAUGAGUUGCUCUGGUACGACUGGUGGUAAUCCAGAAGAUCAAGGACGUGUGCAAAUAAUUCGAUUAUUUGACUAA
Molecule: messenger RNA, 25552 nt
Organism: Porites lobata
Lineage: Eukaryota; Metazoa; Cnidaria; Anthozoa; Scleractinia; Poritidae
Source: the annotation of a GenBank genome assembly